AUGCCGCCGACGCAAAGCGAAGAGCUGCCGUUGCCGUUGACACCUGAGGGCGCUAACGAGUUAGCUGGAUGUGAGGAGAUCCUGCUGCCUUUGUCUCCUCUGGAUGCGAUGAUGCACCAACUGGGAGUCAUGCUGCUGUAUAUUUUCCCACCGUCUACUGGCUAUGACCUCAGCAAGUUGCAAACCUCUUUCAUCACUCUUGUGAAUGAAGACUACCCCGUUCUCAUCGGUGAGCUACACAUGGACGCACAGACGGGUGUUGUGAGUGUGAAGCAAACAGCACAAGCGAGAGAGAAAGGAGCUCAAGGAAUUCGCUUUGAGACGAACCCAAGCAGCUCAUUGAUGACGGAAGACGCAAUGCAGACGCUCUCGUGGGAGCUGAUGCCCACCCCGAGAGCCCCGAUGGAACUUAUCUGCGUCAAGGGAACGCUUUUGUCAGACGGAGGACUCGUUGUUGGCGUGGAUGCCAGUCACACGCUGCUUGACGGAGAAGGAAUGUUCACCUUCAUGAAAGCGUGGGGUCAGCACUACAGCGAUCUCAACAAACAGGACCGCUUAGUGGUAAACCACGACCGACACUUGCUACAAGGAACGGGUGAGCCGUCGAAGCUCAAUCAUGCGGAGGUCCAAGUUGUCGGCGUUCAGUCUGCAGUCCAUGAUACUGAAGCUCCAGUACCGCCUCCUACCACUCAACAUCGCUUCCAUUUUACUCCUAGUAUGAUGAAGAAGAUCAAGAACGUAGCAACGCAUGGAGAGUCGACAACUCCGUCUGAUCCAUCGUAUGUGAGCACUAUCGACGCCAUCACGGGACUCUUCACGGCUUUGAUAUCUCAAGCGCGUGGACACGGUCAGGACGUCAAGGUGACGACUGCUGUGAAUGCUCGAGGUCGUCUGACCCCGCGGAUGCCGGAAAACUACGCUGGAAACGUCAUCUUCAGCGCGUUAUCGUCGUACAAGUCCGAUGAAUUGAAGGCUAGCGAAGAGGUCGUCUCUCAAGAUACAUUGGUGAAGCUGGCUCAACGUGUGCGCGGUUCCAUCCGUCAGAGUGACAACGAGUAUCUACGUGACGCUAUCAACUUUAUGACAGAGCAGACCAAUCUAUCGGCUGUUCAACCGGCCACCAACUUCGUCUUUGGACCGGACAUCAUGUACACGUCGUGGGUGCGUACGGGCAUGUAUGAGGCGGAGUUUAAGGGGAUGCAUCCAUCGCUUGUCUCUGUUCCCCGUCUCCCCUUCGACGGCUUUGUGAUUCUAAGCGAACCACCGAGAAACAGCCCUGGAGUGGACGUGCUGGUUUUCCUAGAAUGCACUGCAAUGGAAAAGCUCAAAGAACUCUUCGCUCAAGUGUCGUAUCUUCACGAAGGCGACGAAAAAUCACUGCGUUCUACGCUGUAA
This is a messenger RNA of Phytophthora nicotianae INRA-310, 1395 nucleotides long. RefSeq lists its product as hypothetical. NCBI's taxonomy places the organism in Eukaryota, Oomycota, Peronosporomycetes, Peronosporales, Peronosporaceae. The coding region runs from base 1 to 1395 and encodes 464 amino acids. Gene Ontology annotation, molecular function: acyltransferase activity, transferring groups other than amino-acyl groups. The record is from RefSeq and is a predicted model, not a curated record. The transcript has a single exon.